Molecule: messenger RNA, 3363 nt
Organism: Eucalyptus grandis
Lineage: Eukaryota; Viridiplantae; Streptophyta; Magnoliopsida; Myrtales; Myrtaceae
Product: receptor-like protein 7
Exons: 2
Coding region: 115-3249 (1044 amino acids)
Molecular function (GO): protein binding
Source: RefSeq, a predicted model, not a curated record
GAGUACCUUGACGACCAAGGCAACGAGAAAAUUGUGGCUAUUCUUAUUCUAUUAGUAGCAUUAGCCUCUAAUGUGCCCCUGGAGAGACUUGGGGGUCACAUCUCCUGCGAAGCCAUGAAAGCUACUUCUACAUCCCUGAAUUCGAAAAGGAGUUUGCUGCGUCCCCUACAUGUAUAUAUAGAAAGAAUCCACCUUGGCCCUCUUCCACCUGAAGUUCUCAAAUCUUUCCAAUUCGCACUAAGCAACGAGGAAGAUAUUUACAUGGCCCCUUCUUCAAAAUGCCUCUUCAUGCUUUUGCUGUCCCUAUCCCCACUACUGGUGAUGGCGAAUUCAUCUCCUCCUGCCGAGCAUCCACUGUGCGGUGAUCAUGAGAAGCUAGCCUUGUUGCAGUUCAAGCAAAGCUUUGCUAUUGAAACUUCUGAAUUUUGUGACUUCUCGAGAGUAGAAUCAUGGGGCUCAGAGAAGAGCAGAGAUUGCUGCUCGUGGGGCGGGGUCCACUGUGACGAGGAUACUGGCCAUGUGGUUGGCCUUGAUCUCAGUUCCGGUUGCCUCUUUGGUUCUCUCAGUCCAAACAGCACCCUCUUCAGCCUUGUGCACCUCCAAGAACUUAAUCUAGCUAAGAACCACUUCAAUUUCUCCGAAAUCCCAUCCUCGCUUGCCCGUUUGACAAAGCUGAAGUACCUCAACUUCUCAAAAUCCUUCUUCUCGGGGCAAAUCCCACGAGAGAUAUCCAUGCUCUCAGACUUGAGGUCUCUUGAUUUGUCCGUGGACAAUGUCUCGUCUGUUGAACAUCCGUCGGAAUUGAGUGGUCCUGUUUUCAAGUGCCUAAUUCAGAACCUGAGUAGACUAGAGGAACUUCACCUUGGUUGGCUCACCAUAAAUUCUGCGAUUCCUCAUCUAAUGGCAAACUUGUCUUCUUUGAGAUCACUCCUUCUGACAGAUUGUGGGUUACAUGGGGAUCUCCCGGAGAGGGUUUUUCAUCUAACGAAUUUGCAUUUUCUCGAUGCCCGAUAUAACCAGGACCUCACAGGCCAUUUCCCUGAAUUCCCUAGCGGAAGUCCACUCCGGUCUUUGAAGGUAACAGGAACUAGUCUUUCAGGCCAGUUGCCGGGCUCGAUUGGAGCUCUGAAUCUUUUAGGUGAGCUAUCCAUCAAAGAUUGCCGUUUCUCAGGCUCUGUUCCAUCUUCGAUUACCAAUCUCACUCAGCUGGUGGUCCUAGACCUCUCAAACAAUACCCUGAGUGGCCGAAUCCCUUCUUUGGAAAACCUCACCGAGCUCACUUAUUUGACCCUUGACACCAAUAACUUUACCAGUGGGAGCUUCCAAUGGAUAGGGAGGCUAACCAGACUAACUACUUUGGAUCUCAGUGGUAUCGCCCUAAACAGCGAAAUUCCGUCUUCUUUUGCAAAUCUAAGCCGAAUUUCUUACUUAGGCCUAGGCUUCUGUCAUUUACGGGGUCACAUUCCGCCAUGGCUGAUGAAUUUGACACACUUGACUGGGUUGCAGCUCUUAUUCAAUGAUUUGGAAGGUCCAAUCCCAACCUCGCUUUCCAGACUUGUAAAUCUCAGGUAUCUCAACCUUUACUCGAAUAUGUUGAAUGGAACGCUAUCCUUAGAUACACUCACUCACCUCAAACAACUGAGCAUCCUGCAUCUUUCGGGCAAUGAUAUCAUGCUCUUGCACAAUAGUGCCAAUGCUACACUGAGCAAGCUGACUGUCUUGGGAUUGUCGAAGUGCAACUUAAACAGGUUCCCCAAUUUUUUACGGAGCCAAGACAAGCUAGAGUGGAUGGACUUAUCGUACAAUGGCAUAAGCGGUCAGGUGCCUCGAUGGUUCUUAAGCAUAAGUAGAGGAACCCUACAGUAUCUGAAUAUUUCUCAUAAUCGUCUCACGGAAUUUGAACAGCAAUCAAGGUUCUUCCCUUGGACUAGGCUGCACACUAUAGACCUCAGAUUUAAUAUGUUUCGAGGGCCGGUCCUGAUUCCACCUGCAUCCAGCCUCUACUUUUUACUCUCAAACAACAAAUUUAUGGGGGAGGUACCGCCAAUGAUCUGCAACUUGGAAUCCCUAGUUGCGCUUGAUUUGUCUUAUAACAGAUUAAGCGGCAUGCUUCCAACGUGUCUGGGCAACAUCAGCGGUUCUCUUUCAAUACUGAAUCUUAGGAGCAACAACUUUCAGGGUCCCAUUCCUCGAAAUUGGACGAAUGCAAGAAGCCUAAAGAUGGUUGAUCUGAGUCAAAAUAGACUCGAGGGGCAGGUACCCAGAUCAUUAGCAAGUUGCGAAAUGCUGGAGUUUCUGGAUCUCGGAGACAAUCUGGUCAAUGAUACUUUCCCUUCUUGGAUGGGAACUAGUCCUAGAUUGAGCAUUCUCAUCCUGCGAUCAAAUGCAUUCCACGGUCCAAUUGGAAAGCCUAAAACCAAGUCUGAUUUCCCUAAGCUCCGUAUCAUUGAUCUCUCGCACAACCAGUUUACAGGAGGGUUACCAUCUGAAUACUUCCAACUUUGGGAAGCCAUGAAAUUAUCUGACAAAAAACUACUUGCUUAUAUGCAACAAAGUCUCAUGCCCACCACCGUGCCCAUAUACACGUACUAUGGCGAUUAUGACUACUCCUUGUCGAUGAACAACAAGGGCAUACAAAUGGUAUACAUGAAGAUUUUGGAUGUUUUGACGGCCAUUGAUUUGUCCGCAAACCAAUUUGAAGGAGAGGUUCCUGAAACCAUCGGGAAUCUCAUAGGACUUCACGCUCUUAACCUCUCUCACAAUGUGCUCACAGGUCAAAUCCCAUCUUCGUUGGGGAACAUCGAAGUACUCGAAUCGCUGGAUCUGUCUCAGAACAAGCUGACAGGGCGAAUCCCGCAGCAGCUGACUCAGCUCAAUUUCCUCGCCCUGUUUAAUGUGUCUUAUAACUUGCUUUCAGGACCUAUACCAAAAGGAGGGCAAUUCAAUACGUUCCUCAAUAAUUCAUAUUUAGAGAAUUCGGGGCUUUGUGGGAGUCCGUUAUCAAAGGAAUGCGGAGAUCCGGCCUCAGCGCCACCAACUAAAGAAGAUGAAGAUUCAAGGUUUUUGCGUGGUCUUAGUUGGCAAGCAGUUGUCAUAGGAUAUGGAACUGGCCUAUGCGUUGGACUAGUUACUGGCCUCGCCUUUGACAGACGAAACCCGAGAAGCCUGUUCAUGCUACUCAAAUUCAAGGUACAACAUAACUGGGAAAUUUAUCGUCGGAGGAUCUGUUUUGAUUCCGGUUUGUAUUGAUAUAAUGAGAACGUAGACUUUUGCUCAGUAUGAUGCUUUUAUUUAUUAGAGAAUAAAAGAGUGAUGCAGUUUAUAUCAAUGGACAGGUUCACCUUGUGAACUAUUUUAACUCUC